Ziziphus jujuba (common jujube) is the source of this 1178-nucleotide messenger RNA. RefSeq lists its product as uncharacterized. NCBI's taxonomy places the organism in Eukaryota, Viridiplantae, Streptophyta, Magnoliopsida, Rosales, Rhamnaceae. The transcript is spliced from 2 exons. Bases 63 to 761 code for a protein of 232 amino acids. The record is from RefSeq and is a predicted model, not a curated record.
UUGGCAUGCAUAUGUUCCCAACAACUUUCCUGCAUUAUCAUUAAGAAUAUAUUACCACUAGCAUGUCGAAGCAGUCAGCCGAGGGUAAUGAGCCUCAGAAUGUGUUUGGAACCAAAGUGGAUGAUCAAUUUGUGAAGAACAAAUUUCCUGAAUUCGAGACACUGGAAGUCAACGCCGCAGAUAAGUCUUACUUUGCAUACAGACUCAAGGAAGCAGUUCGAAAUGGUACAACAUACAAGGCCUAUGUGCAGACUCUGCGGAAGAUCAUUGAGCAGCAGCCUGACAGUGAUAAUAAAAAAUAUACAAUAUGCGAAAUUUAUAAUGCUACUGGCAGUCCCAUACAUCUUUUGAAGAAACACCAUGAUUUCAGUGGCCAUAUUCUAGGUGAUAAUUACUUCCCUGUCACGAUUGAAAAUGGCCAGUUGGCUGUUGUACUCCAUGAGGGAUCAUCUGCCGCAGUUAUAUACAAAGGCCAGAACUACAACGGAAAAACGUAUGCCUGGUUGCACGCUUGGGAAAAUGAACGCGACGAUGAUAAACGAUAUGUUUUCACUGAAAUUGAAAAACCUGAGCACUACGAUAGUGAUGAUUGGAACUUAGUCUCAUCCAAGCUUACACAGGAAAGUCCCUUUCACGACGAUUUGAAGGGAUCCUACUCUGAAGCGUCCAUCCGCGGAGACGAGGACAAACACGAUAACGUCUGCAUAUAUUCUGGAACACUGACCUUAGAGUGGGGUUUCCCUCUAUUCAGUAUUAAUUAAUAUCAUGCAAUAUAUAUAUAUAUAUAUAUAUAUAUAUGUAUGCGAAAUAAACUACAUAUAUUGACAGCUUUGUCAAUAUAUAUAGAUAUCCCUACAUGUGUAUGUGUGUGUGUGUAUAUAUAUAUAUCUUUAUAAGAAUAAGUCUGUGUUGCAACUGCUCUGUGCAUGCAGCAUUCAUGUCUACGGACAUGGCUACUUGUAGCCUAUCUUGUGGGGAUUAUUUCCUAAUAUAUAUAGAUAUAUAUCCCUAUAUGUGUAUGUGUGUAUAUAUAUGUAUAUCUUUAGAAGAAUAAGGCUGUAUUGCAACUGCUCUGUGCAUGCAGCAUUCAUGUCUAUGGACAUGACUACUUGUAGCCUAUCUUGUGGGAAUUAUUUCCUUACAAGAAGUUAUCUUAAUAAAAUAUUCUAUUUACUAUA